UAACGACUUUUUGUCAUAAAUACGCUUCAACAUUUUGUGGCUACACUUACAUUACCAGCACGACUCUUGACGUACACAUCAAUCAUAACAAAAGAAUAGUUAUGACAGAUAUUUUCUCCCACUUUUUUAAUUUUUAAUAUUGCAUCACCGUCGUCCGUCGUCGUCCUUCCAGUUGCUAAGAGUGGGAAAUGGACCUGGCACAGUCCAGUCCCGUAUAGCAAUCCAGCUAUGAAAGAUGGACCAACCCUCCCAAAUUAGCUCCAACCUUCGCCCCCCUGUCCGCGGUCAAUGGACCCAAAUCAACCCCCAAUCCUACCUGUCGCCCUCAUCGCCGUAACCGUCCGUCCACUAAUACCACCCAUGACGCCUCCCCUCCUCCUCGUGGCCCCAACAUCACCGCCACCGCCUGGGCAACCGGAGGAAAAUGUCCUCGACGACCGGUGGGGGAGGGUGCGACCCGACCCCUCCGCCAUUCCCCUUCUCCUUCCACCUGCUGGAGGUGACGGUGGUGUCGGCUCAGGACCUCUUCGCCAAUUCCCGGUCGAUGCGCACCUACGCAGUGGCUUGGAUAGACCCCGCCCACAAGCUCCGCACCCGCCUCGACGCCGCCGGCCACACCGAACCCACCUGGAACGACAAGUUCGUCUUCCGCCUCGACGAUGCCAUCCUCCGCUCCGACACCGCAGCCGUUACUGUCAACAUCUUCGCCGCCCGACCCCGCUUCCUCCCGGGCUCCGACAACCUCAUCGGCACCGCCCGCGCCCUCCUCUCCACCCUCCGCCCCUCCACCACCACCCGAUUCGUCGCCGUCCAGGUCCGCCGCCCCCAGUCCCUCCGCCCCCAGGGCAUCCUCAACCUCGGCGUCUCCCUCCUCGACGCAUACGUCCGCUCCUUUCCCAUCUUCGCCGAGCUCGCCUCCGACGGCGCCCCCUCCGCCAUCGUCUGCAACAACGCGCCCAAGAACAAGAAAGCACGACCCUCCGUCGACCGGGACGGGGCCGCGGUCCAGUCCAAGCUCGACCAGUGGCGGUCCGAGCUGCCGCCGGUUUCCGACGAGGAAAGGAUGGCUCUCGAGGCCAAGCUCGCCAAGUGGCGAGCCGAGCUGCCGCCGUUUCCCCAAAAGGAGCGGGCGGAGCUCGAUGCCAAGCUGGCCCAGUGGAGUUCGGAGAUGCCGCCGGUCCCAGCGGCCGAUGCCAAGUCGGAGAAGGGGCGGCGCGAGCUGCCGCCGGUUCCCAUCGGUCGAGAACACGUGGCGAUCGAGUCGAAGCUCGCUAGAUCGCCGGCUCUCGAUGAGGAGCGGGUGGCGCUCGAGGCUAAGCUAGCGCAAUGGCGGUCGGAGCUGCCGCCUGUCCCCCGCCGGGAGCGGGCAGCCGAGGCCGAGUCGAAGGGGCGGUCGGAGCUGCCACCGCCGCCUACGGAUCGGGAGGGGGCAGCGGUGGAGUUGAAGCUAGCGAAGUGGCGCGAGGAGCUGCCGGCGGUGGCUGGUGGAGAGGAAAAGGAGAAGGGCGGGGACGGCAGUGGAGGGGAGUGUCGGAUGCAGAGGAGGCGAAGCAUCGGGAGGCUGGCG
Messenger RNA from Elaeis guineensis (African oil palm), 1567 nucleotides. RefSeq lists its product as uncharacterized. The record is from RefSeq and is a predicted model, not a curated record. Lineage: Eukaryota; Viridiplantae; Streptophyta; Magnoliopsida; Arecales; Arecaceae. Gene Ontology annotation, biological process: defense response.